Messenger RNA from Oncorhynchus gorbuscha (pink salmon), 3817 nucleotides. Its product is annotated as calphotin-like. Gene Ontology annotation, cellular component: mitochondrion. The coding region runs from base 375 to 1997 and encodes 540 amino acids. The transcript has 8 exons. The record is from RefSeq and is a predicted model, not a curated record. Lineage: Eukaryota; Metazoa; Chordata; Actinopteri; Salmoniformes; Salmonidae. Gene Ontology annotation, biological process: anterograde axonal transport.
AAAACUGUCCUCCACGAUCGAAAAUGGCUGGAAAUCGGUGGCAAUCGUUUUAGUCAAUGAAUUAGUUAAUUAUAUUAAUGUAAAUAUUUUGAUUAGUCAUAUCUUAAUUGUUUUAUUUUUUUUUAUGAAUAGAUUCGGCACUUCUGAUAUGCGAUCCGGCUCCCAACGUUCACCUACAAGAGCCGGCUCUUAGAGCCGACUCGUUCGCGAACGAGCCAUCACUACCACACAUCCAGUGCUAAGCACAAGUGAGAUAGGGCUCUGCUUCGUUCAUCACAGGCUCGCACAACCUGUCAUCUCCAGCCAUUCAUUCUGCCCUCCCUCGCUUCGGCGCACGCUGCAUUCCUCUGGUAGCUUUUGGAUAGCGCAUAGCGAUGUUUCUCUGCAGAACGGUCUGGCAAAGAUGUGGGCAUUUGGCAAGGAAGUCAGCCUACCAGUUAUCUAGAGAUGUACUGCCACGGCGACAGAUGUCGUCGCUCCCCGGUGGUACUGGUGAUAACAUAAUCUAUGCCCUGCUGUGUGGUGGGGCCUUCGCUGGAGCUGUCGCCUAUACGUACAGCACUGUGACCACAGAUCAUGCCAGAUUCACCGACCGUGUAGCGGAUAUUAACGCUCGUCCCAAGACCGAGUGGGUUCCCAAACCAUGGCCCCCCAAGAGCAGGGAUGAGGAAGAGGAGGGUGAGGAAGCAGUAGCUGAUGGAGAGGAGGAGGCGGCGGCUGGAGAGGAGCCUGCAGCUGAAGAGGCUGUAGAGGCGGAAAACGUAGCAGAACUUGCUGAAGAGACCGAGGCAGUCUCUGAAGAACCUGCUGUGGAGGCAGCAGUAGAGGAAGUGGCUGUAGUAGAAGCAGAGACUGUGGUGGAGGAGGUCGCAGAGGCUGUCGCCGAGGCUGCUGAAGUCAUCGCCGAGGUUGCUGAAGAGGUUGUUGAGGUGGCCAAGGAAGUAGAGGCGGCAGCAGAGGAAGUGGUCAUAGUGGCUGAGGCCGUGGAGGAUGCUGCAGAGGCCAUUGCCGUGCCUGCCUUCCCAGAGGAAGCAGUUGCUGUGGUAGAGCCAGAGAGCAAUGUGGCACCAGUCGUUAUGGCUGCAGCCUCUGCUUUGGCGGUGACAACAGUCGCUGAAGUAGUUUUAGAAGUCAAGGAGGCUGCCCCUGUAGAGGUCCCAGCUGCAGAAGAAGCCGCUCCAGUCGAGGCCGCACCCAUAGAAGAAGCUCCAAUUGAGGCUGCCACAGCAGAGAUUGUGGAGGCAGACGCUGCUCCUGUGGAGGCAGACGCUGCUCCUGUGGAGGCAGACGCUGCUCCUGUGGAGGCAGACGCUGCUCCUGUGGAGGCAGACGCUGCUCCUGUGGAGGCAGACGCUGCUCCUGUGGAGGCAGACGCUGCUCCUGUGGAGGCAGACGCGGCACCUGUGGAGGCAGACGCGGCACCUGUGGAGGCAGACGCGGCACCUGUGGAGGCAGACGCGGCACCUGUGGAGGCAGACGCGGCACCUGUGGUGGCAGACGCGGCACCUGUGGUGGCAGACGCGGCACCUGUGGUGGCAGACGCGGCACCUGUGGAGGAAGACGCGGCACCUGUGGAGGAAGACGCUGCUCCUGUGGAGGCAGACGCUGCUCCUGUGGAGGCAGACGCUGCUCCUGUGGAGGCAGACGCUGCUCCUGUGGAGGCAGACGCUGCUCCUGUGGAGGCAGACGCUGCUCCUGUGGAGGCAGACGCUGCUCCUGUGGAGGCAGACGCGGCACCUGUGGUGGCAGACGCGGCACCUGUGGUGGCAGACGCGGCACCUGUGGAGGAAGACGCGGCACCUGUGGAGGAAGACGCGGCACCUGUGGUGGAAGAGACGCCAGCUGCUAAGGAGUACAUUGUCGUGGUGCUGGACGGAGCGGGCAAGUCAGACAAGAGGCCCAAAGUCCUGGGGAUUGGCCCCAUGACCGGCAGGAUUAUCCCAGACGAAGACGAGGCCCCUGCUGCUGAGGUAACAGGGCAAGCGACGGCUGCUUAGGAUACAGAUGCAGUUGAACCAACUGACAGUAAGCACUUGGAGCCCCUGGAUGAAAUAUCUACUCUGAGGAAGACAAGGGAUGUGCCUUCCCCCACACUUGAACCCUUCCAUGCACUUUGACCCUUAACCCCUGACAGUCUACCCUUGAUUUCUAUCUGUAGUAUAAACUUUUCUCCCUGUCUUACAUCAGGGAAUUGUCUGUGUAUAUGUUCAGAUAAUGCCUGCUUUAUGGAAACAAACAUCUGAUAUAUUAUUCUGAUGUACUCCACCAGUUCCAAGAAGAGGUACAUCUUCCUCUUGUAUCACAUUGGAGACGUUUAGAAAUGGUCCAUCUAUGUAGGCUUCACAACCGAACCUGUGACACGGCAGAUAGUCAGCCAUAUAGUACAAUGCAUUACUCUUCUCACCUUUUUAGAUGCGCACAGUCACAAAACAACUGUGAGUUUACUACUGGUUCAUCUGCACAACCUUUGAACGUAGACUGUCUUUCUCUCAAUGGGAGUUAUUUUCUUAGUAUUCAGUAUGGUUGCAGCUGUGAAGGCUAAGGAUACUCUCACAGCAUAGUAUGUCAUAGUUUACUUCACCCAUGAAACCUCACACUAGACUCACUCCAAUGGUGUUUUCUGAUUCUCACCAUCCAAGGCAAUACUACACAUCCGAUGCUCAGCCAGCAAUUGCCUCAUGGCCGGGUAGGAAUGUGACCAGCAUUCUUCAACUACCCUCAUGUUUGAACUCUUUGGGCUGAUUCCAAUGUGAACAUCACAAGUAUUUAACUCAAAGGGAAUGCGAUCAGACUGCUUUUGCAAAUCAAAUCAAAAAAAUAACUCUUUGUGUCACUGACUUGUUUUUGGGAGACCAGAUCAAUUAGGCUACCUUACCAGCUCAGUAUUCCUCCAGCUUGUGAUCCACAGACCUUUUAUUAAUGCAGUAUUACAGUUGAACAAACCUUCGCAGUUGCAUGCCAGACAAGUGAUUCAUAUUGGGAAAAGAGCAUGACAACGAAUCAGUCAGGUUUUUACAGUCGGCGAUGUCUCUUCAAGCUAGACUCCAUUGCGUAGUCCAUGAUGUCGCUCUUCAAGAUUUCAUAAGGCAGACAUUUUCAUCUCUCUUUUAACUUUCUCCCUCCCCCUCUGUUGUAGAGCCUUUCUCUGCUCAGCACCAUGACUAUUGAGUACACAGCUGUUAGAUAGUCCAUUUAUUUAAGUGACCCACUAUAGCUUAAUGUGGUGAAAAGCUGAAUCUGAAAUAUGAAAAGCCAUGAUUUGAGUGUAUAGCAUGUUUUCCUAGGCUGGUAUAAACAGUUGGGUGUUGUGCUUGUUAUCAUAUGAAAGCAGAUUUUUUUUUUUACUCUGCAGUCAGGCUUGUGUGGUGGCAUACAUUCAGCUUUUCAAAUUAGAUGAUUUGCUAGUUAGUUUAGAUUCCUAAAUACAUGUUCGUAAAUUUGUCAGAACCAGUUCAAAUAACCUGCAGGCCCUACAAGGCUUUCACUGUAGAUAUACUCUACAUAUUUGUUGUAGGACUAGUUCUCUUCUCACUUUCCUCACAUAUUAUAUUUCAUUUUUGAUAUGUUAAGCAUAUUUGAAACGGUUCCGAGACCGUUGAUAAGAAGUGAAUGUAGGAUCAUUCCUAAUUAAGGAGUGGGAUAAUUCAGUGUGUCUGUCCUAAUGUUUGCAGGCAGGUUUUGAAUGGGCUAUAUAGUGGCUUGUCCUGUGAGUGGAUGGCUUCACGCUGUGCAUCUGGCCUAGCAUGGGCUACAAACUGUGACUAUUUGAAACAUUGCUGUUUUUCUGAAAUAAAGAAAUAUUUCAGUUUUGUCUACA